This is a messenger RNA of Anopheles marshallii, 1566 nucleotides long. It is a transcript of the gene Ppat-Dpck, whose product is annotated as bifunctional coenzyme A synthase. Gene Ontology annotation, molecular function: ATP binding; dephospho-CoA kinase activity. The record is from RefSeq and is a predicted model, not a curated record. Lineage: Eukaryota; Metazoa; Arthropoda; Insecta; Diptera; Culicidae. Gene Ontology annotation, biological process: coenzyme A biosynthetic process. The transcript has 2 exons. The coding region runs from base 1 to 1566 and encodes 521 amino acids.
AUGCCCUCCAGAACCGGUUUACUGACGGCGGUCCAAUUGGCCAACAUUGCCAAAACUCUAUCCGCUACACGGCCCUACGCGUUGAGCACACUGUACCUACAGUUUCAUCCGCAAGUGGCCGCCAACGUAAGUUGUCCCCUGGCGUUUGGUCGAUUUGUGGCUAGUGUGUACCAAUCUUCCGUCACUUGGCUAGGUUCCGAGGUGGACCUUCGCAUUGUGACUGGAUCGCUACGUUCCAGUGGUGCCAGUUUCGAAUCGUUUGCUAAAAGAACACGACCCGCAGCGGUAGAUUAUCUGUUCUACGACUACGCAUUAAGUUCGUCCAGUUCCGGUUGUGAAAAACGGCUCGCCGAGCGGUAUCCGGGGGUGAAGGUGGUUGAACUGGAUGCGCUCAGUGUGGAGCAGCUAUCACUACCACCCGGGUUGGAUACCUCUUUGCAAACGUAUCGCAAUGUGGUGUUGGGGGGUACGUUCGAUCGGAUUCACGCCGGUCAUAAAGUGCUGCUCACUCAAGCGGUUCUGCUGGCAAUGGAACGAGUCGUCGUCGGAGUUACAGACGGUGCUAUGAUAAAGAGCAAAAAAUUGCAUGAACUAAUACUGCCGGCCGCACAACGGAUAAAGCAUGUAAAGGAGUUUUUGGAAGACAUCGAUCCGUUUCUAAACUACGAAGUCGUUCCUAUUUUGGAUCCUUUUGGGCCCACUGCUACUGAUCCAAAUAUGGAUCUAAUUGUGGUAAGUACUGAAACGGCUCGUGGUGGCGCGAAGGUGAACGAACUGCGUGAAAACAACGGAUUGAAUCAGCUAGAAGUGUACACGAUCGAACUACUCGACGACGAAAGCACAAUCGAAGACAAAGAGGAUAAAAUCAGUUCCAGCAACCAGCGGAUGGAUCUGCUUGGAACGCGAUUACGACCCCGAAAACCCGCACCGACACAUAUCCCGGCGAAACCUUACAUCAUCGGUAUGAUUGGUGGAAUCGCUGCUGGGAAAAGCAAAAUGCUUGAACGAUUCCAAGACUUUGGUGCCGGCAUUAUUGACUGUGAUAAGAUUGGCCAUCAGCUGUACGAACCGGGUGAAGAAUGCUACCAACAGGUGGUGACCACAUUUGGGCAGGAAAUUCUUCAUCCGGAUGGUACAAUAAAUCGAAAGGCACUUGGCGCAAUUGUGUUCGCCGACCAGAGCAAACUAGAACAGUUGAAUCAGAUUAUGUGGAAAGCUAUUGCGAAACGAGCGAAUGAGAAAAUCCGUACACUUCACGAGCAACACGGAAAGGAGGUAAUUGUGAUGGAGGCAGCAGUAAUGCUUCGUGCCGGGUGGCAGAACAAUUGCCACGAAAUUUGGUCAUGCAUCGUUCCGCGAGAAGAAGCCAUUCGAAGGUUGAUGGAACGUAACCAGCUCGAGGAGCAGGAAGCAAUACGGCGCGUAGACAUGCAACCGACGAGUAAUGAAGAGAUGGUGCAACAUUCGGACAUUGUGUUCUGUACCUUGUGGAGUUACGAGUAUUCGCAGCAACAAGCGGAGAAAGCGUGGGCUAUCGUUCAGCAGGAACUGAAACCGAAACUUUAA